AUGAAAACAAGUGGAGGCAAAGCUAUACGAUGUAUGUCAUCUUUCAAACUCUUUAUUGGAGGACUCUCGUAUAGAACAGAUGACCAAAGAGUAGUGAUCGAAGCAAGAGUUAUUAUGGAUAGUGAGACGGGCAGAUCUAGAGGCUUUGGUUUUGUUAGUUUUACAUCUACUGUGGAGGCAUUUGCGCCCAUGGAAGGACGACGACGAUGA
This is a messenger RNA of Magnolia sinica, 210 nucleotides long. RefSeq names its product glycine-rich RNA-binding protein 5, mitochondrial-like. Bases 1 to 210 code for a protein of 69 amino acids. The transcript has 2 exons. The record is from RefSeq and is a predicted model, not a curated record. NCBI's taxonomy places the organism in Eukaryota, Viridiplantae, Streptophyta, Magnoliopsida, Magnoliales, Magnoliaceae. Gene Ontology annotation, molecular function: RNA binding.